UUGGCGUGUUUCCAUUGAACGUUGUUGUUGUCACGUGUUUUCGAUGUAUCGACGUCAUAGUGUUCUUAGAUUCAUCCAGAAAUCGAUAAGCAAAUUCAGGUGCGCUGCACUGUUUGAAUAGAGCUUGCUGGUUCGGAUUGUGCAAUUUUCACCUGAAAAUGAUAUUUACCAUCCUCAACGCAGACUGUAAAACCUUACUUCUGUGAUUUUGCGUGCACCGGAAUAUUUCUGUUAAUCUUCCGGUCAAAGGGUUUUUCACCAGAACGUGCCUUUAACCGGAGCUAUGAAUAUUUCGUGCAAUAAUUGUGACCAAAAUACCAUUAAGCAAAAAACAGAAGCUUCCCGAUGAAUACUGGGCCAACAGUGGUUGCAAAACUUUCGUGCGUGUCAGGUGACGCUUUAAACUCACCUUUUGUGUCCCUAAUUGAAUUGAAUUGACCCGGUUAAUUACAAUAGUGGUGGUGGUAGUGGCUGUGGAGCUUGUUCGCUCGUUGCUUGUGCGGUAGUGAUUUUGGUGGACCACAGACCCGUCGGCCGGUGUUCACUACCCCAGUUUUACCCUACCCCUGUCUGGCCUCUGGCAUAUAUGGUAAUGGCAGAGAUCGGUGGCCAUUUGGCACACCAAUUACCCCUACACAAUCACAAUCAACAUCAGAGUGGAUUAGUGCAACCGUCGUUGGUUAUGAACCAUCACCUGGACGUGGAUUGUCAUGGUCACGAGAUUCAUCCUAAAAAGCAACGACUGUCUUUAUGUGUUGGAUGUGGUGGACAAAUUCACGAUCAAUAUAUAUUUCACGUAUCACCUGAUCUAGAAUGGCAUGGAGCCUGCCUAAAAUGUCAAGAAUGUCGACAGUUUUUAGAUGAAAAGUGUACAUGUUUUGUUAGAGAUGGAAAAACUUAUUGUAAGCGUGAUUAUGUUAGGUUAUUUGGUGCGAAAUGUAAUCAGUGUGGAAGUUUAUUUAAAAAAGAUGAUUAUGUAAUGCGAGCAAAAACGAAAAUUUUCCACGUGGAAUGUUUUCGAUGUUCAGCAUGUGCUAGGCGCUUAUUACCAGGUGAUGAAUUUGCUCUUAGAGAUGGCGGCUCAUUAUAUUGUAAGAUGGAUCAUGACGUUCUCGAAAAAACACAAAAUAGUUUAACAUCGUCGUUAGAAAAUAAUAACAAUAAUAAUACAAAUUUAAGUAAUAACAACCAUUCCAGUGAAUUGGGCUCAAUGUCGGAUUCGGGUAGUGAAUCCGGUUCUCAUAAAAGUUUACGUGAUAAGCGGCCUUCAGGACCAUCUGGAGAUGGAAAACCCACGAGAGUGCGGACGGUUCUUAAUGAAAAACAACUCCAUACGUUGAGAACAUGUUAUAAUGCCAAUCCGCGACCUGACGCUCUUAUGAAAGAACAACUUGUAGAAAUGACUGGUCUCUCGCCCCGUGUAAUACGAGUAUGGUUUCAAAAUAAGCGUUGUAAAGAUAAAAAGAAAACAAUACAAAUGAAACUUCAAAUGCAACAAGAAAAGGAAGGCCGAAAACUUGGCUAUGGUGCUAUGCAGGGAAUACCGAUGGUAGCGAGUUCGCCUGUUCGUCAUGAUUCUCCGCUUAAUUUACAAGGAUUGGAGGUGACAACAUAUCAACCCCCGUGGAAAGCAUUGUCUGAUUUUGCAUUACAUGCGGAUUUAGAUAAUGGAUCUGUAAAUACACAUACUCCGGCGUUUCAACAGCUUGUAAACCAGAUGCAUGGCUAUGACAUCGGAGGUAUGCCACCUGUGCCUCAAGGACCACCGCCUCAAAUGAAUGGACCCCCUAUGGAUGUUGGAUCUCAUCAUCAUCCGGACAGUACGGAUUCAUACGUUACCUACUUAGAGAGUGAUGAUAGCAUGCAAGCCUUGCAGAUAAAGUACGAAAUUCUUACUUAAACUGGAAAACAUAAUGGGAUACUUUGAUAUCAGAUAACUGGAGCUAACACCACAAACAAGGAGAUCAAAAUUUAUUUCGGGUAAAGCAUUAUAAACAUAUGUUUUUUAAUAAUUGAAAAUUUCAAAUCUUCAUUCGUGUUGGUAAGCAAAUUUCUAGGCAAUAGAUUCGAUAUUUUGGUUUUGAGGUUUUCCAAUGUUUUAAAUUUACUGUUUCUGCUGAGAAUAAUUUUAAAACUGUCCUUGAAAAUAACUUCCCGAACUUUUUGUUCUACAAUUAUAUUAACUGUAGAAUUAAAUAUUCGAAUUUCAUGAAUGAAUUUUAGAGUAGGAACUGAGUUUCCUGUGAGUUCUUUGAAAUGUCCCUUUGCAAUACCAUAGAAGAAAAUACACUUGUAAAUAGAAAUCUGAAUGUGACAACAAAGUAUUAGUAAAAGAAAAAAACUUUGAAUAUGAAGGCCAAACAUCCAUAUUUAAGGGGAAUUCAAAUAAUUUUUCAAGAUUUUGUAAAUAAACACUUUUUGGUCGGAUAGAUCACAUCACCAAUCUGAAAACAACGGAAUGUUGCAAAUGCAAAACAAUAUAACGAAGAAAGGUAGAUGUACAAUAAAAAUCUCGUAGAAAUUUAAUAUUUGAGAAUUACUUACAUAGUUUAUAAGUGUGGUGAGCAUUUCAAGGAAGAAAUAUUACGAAAGAAGAGAACAACGCAGUAUAAUGUAAAAAUGACAAAAAUGUAUGAUUAUGUUUAAUAUACAACUAAAUUAUAUUUAUAAAUAUUUAAAAACAAAAGAAACCGUAGCAUCUAUAGUUAAGAAGAAAAAAACAGCAAUUAUGUUAAAAUUGUGUAAAAUAUUAUUAUAGAAAUUUCAAUGUAUUAUAAAUUGUAAAUUCGAUAAGAUGAUCAAAAGUAUAGAAAAAAUGAAAACAGAAAAAACCGAAAAAAUAAAUGCAA
Molecule: messenger RNA, 2849 nt
Organism: Hermetia illucens (black soldier fly)
Lineage: Eukaryota; Metazoa; Arthropoda; Insecta; Diptera; Stratiomyidae
Gene: tup
Product: insulin gene enhancer protein isl-1
Exons: 9
Coding region: 587-1900 (437 amino acids)
Biological process (GO): positive regulation of transcription by RNA polymerase II; axonogenesis; neuron fate specification
Cellular component (GO): nucleus
Molecular function (GO): DNA-binding transcription factor activity, RNA polymerase II-specific; cis-regulatory region sequence-specific DNA binding
Source: RefSeq, a predicted model, not a curated record